AUGGGAGCGGAGCGCCAAAUACGUGAAACUUUUAAGCAGCUCUUGGACACCAAAGUCGCCAAGCUGUACAGCGCGACCACCGCCCUGAAACCCGAUGGGAAUCUGGCAGUCUCCCCUUUGUCCAUCCUGUACGCAAGCGCGCUGAUCUACAUUGGUUCAUCCGGAUCAACCAAGUCCAAUUCGGACAAAAGCGUCCAUUUCGACCAGUAUUUUAUGAAUAAUGCCUCCGUACUCUCCGCAUUCUCCACCUCCAUGGCCAAUUUUACGUCGGCGCAUCCUUCGUCAAGCGCGGUUAACCAGCUGAAAUCGGAAGCCGAGUUUAAAGACUUUAGAGUCAACGCCGAAAAAGCCCGCGGGGAAAUCAACACCUGGGUGUCUGACAAGACCAACGGGCGGAUCAAAGACCUGCUGCCAACAGAUGCUGUAUCACCGUCCUCCUUUGCAGUGUUGGCCAGCGUUUUAUACUUCAAGGCAAGCUGGGAAACUGCACUGAAAUUUAGUCCCAGUAACACCAAGAAGCGAGACUUAGCGCUGCUGAAUGGACAGAACAUCCAAGUGGACACAAUGUCGAAUUCCGCGUACAGAUUACCGUACGCUGAAGAUUCCGACCUGGAUGCUAAAUAUAUCGAAUACAGUUACACUAACAGUCAGGACGCCAUGCUUUUUCUGCUGCCCAAUAGAAGAAUGGACUACGCGCUCUGGAGAAAAAGCUGA
Molecule: messenger RNA, 714 nt
Organism: Paramacrobiotus metropolitanus
Lineage: Eukaryota; Metazoa; Tardigrada; Eutardigrada; Parachela; Macrobiotidae
Product: alaserpin-like
Exons: 3
Coding region: 1-714 (237 amino acids)
Molecular function (GO): serine-type endopeptidase inhibitor activity
Source: RefSeq, a predicted model, not a curated record